AUGGAUCGGAAUGAUGGGAGGGAAUUUGCCAAAGAGAGAGAGAGAGUGGAGAACCGGAGAGCUUUCAUGAAACUGCGGCGCCAGCAGCAGAUUGAGCGCGAGCUGAACGGGUACCGCGCCUGGAUAGACAAAGCAGAGGAAGUCAUGCUUGCUGAAGAAAAUAAAAACGCUGGGACGUCAGCCUUAGAAGUGCUUCGAAGGGCAACCAUCAAAAGGAGCCGGACAGAGGCCAUGACUCGAGACUCCAGUGAUGAGCACUGUGUUGAUAUCUCCUCUGUGGGCACACCUCUUGCCCGAGCCAGCAUCAAGAGUACAAAGGUGAACGGGGCCUCCUAUUUCCGGCACAAGGAAAGGCUUCUGCGCAUCUCUAUCCGCCACAUGGUAAAAUCCCAGGUGUUUUACUGGAUUGUGUUGAGCCUUGUGGCUCUCAACACCGCCUGUGUGGCCAUCGUCCAUCACAACCAGCCCCAGUGGCUCACCCACCUCCUCUACUAUGCAGAAUUUUUGUUUCUGGGACUCUUCCUCUUGGAGAUGUCCCUGAAGAUGUACGGCAUGGGGCCCCGCCUUUAUUUUCACUCUUCAUUCAACUGCUUUGAUUUUGGGGUCACAGUGGGCAGUAUCUUUGAAGUGGUCUGGGCCAUCUUCAGACCUGGUACAUCUUUUGGAAUCAGUGUCUUGCGAGCUCUCCGGCUUCUAAGAAUAUUUAAAGUAACCAAGUACUGGGCUUCCCUACGGAAUUUGGUGGUCUCCUUGAUGAGUUCCAUGAAGUCGAUCAUCAGUUUGCUCUUCCUCCUCUUCCUCUUCAUCGUUGUCUUUGCUCUUCUAGGAAUGCAGCUGUUUGGAGGCAGAUUUAACUUUAAUGAUGGGACUCCUUCAGCAAACUUUGACACCUUCCCUGCAGCCAUCAUGACUGUAUUCCAGAUCCUGACGGGUGAGGACUGGAACGAGGUGAUGUACAACGGGAUCCGCUCCCAGGGUGGGGUCAGCUCGGGCAUGUGGUCAGCUAUCUAUUUCAUUGUGCUCACCUUGUUUGGAAACUACACACUGCUGAACGUGUUCUUAGCCAUCGCUGUGGACAAUCUGGCCAAUGCCCAGGAGCUGACCAAAGAUGAGCAGGAAGAAGAGGAGGCCUUCAACCAGAAACAUGCACUGCAGAAGGCCAAGGAGGUCAGCCCGAUGUCCGCACCCAACAUGCCUUCUAUCGAAAGAGACAGAAGGAGAAGACACCACAUGUCGAUGUGGGAGCCACGCAGCAGCCACCUGAGGGAGCGGAGGCGCCGACACCACAUGUCGGUGUGGGAGCAGCGCACCAGCCAGCUGAGAAGGCACAUGCAGAUGUCCAGCCAGGAGGCCCUCAACAAAGAGGAGGCCCCGCCGAUGAACCCCCUCAACCCUCUCAACCCACUGAGCCCCCUCAACCCGCUCAACGCCCACCCCAGCCUCUACCGGAGAUCCAGGCCCAUUGAGGGCCUGGCCCUGGGCCUGGGCCUGGAGAAGUGCGAGGAGGAGCGCAUUAGCCGCGGGGGGUCCCUCAAGGGGGACGGAGGGAAUCUAUCGAGUGCCCUGGACAAUCAGAGGAGCCCCUUGUCCCUGGGCAAACGGGAGCUGCCAUGUCUGUCCAGGCCCUGUCAUGGGAACUGUGACCCGACCCAGCAGGAGGCUGGGGGAGGGGAGACCGUGGUGACCUUCGAGGACCGGGCCAGGCACAGGCAGAGCCAGCGGCGCAGCCGGCACCGCCGCGUCAGGACGGAAGGCAAGGAGCCCACCUCCUCCUCCCGGAGCAGGUCUGCCAGCCAGGAGCGGAGUCUGGAUGAAGGUGUGCCCACUGAGGGGGAGAAGGACUGUGAGCCCAGGGACGGCCAUGGGGUCAAGGAACCCACAAUCCAGGAAGAAGAGCGAGCCCUGGACUUAAGGAGGACCAACAGUCUGAUGGUGCCCAGAGGCUCUGGGCUGGCAGGAGCCCUCGAUGAGGCCGACACACCCCUAGUCCUGCCCCAGCCAGAGCUGGAAGUGGGGAAGGACGUGGCGCUGACGGAGCAGGAGCCGGAGGGCAGCAGUGAGCAAGCCCUGCUGGGGGACGUGCAGCUGGACAUGGGCCGGGCCAUCAGCCAGAGUGAGCCCGACCUCUCCUGCGUCACGGCCAACACAGACAAGGCUGCCACUGAGAGCACCAGCGUCACUGUUGCCAUCCCUGACGUGGGCCCCUUGGUGGAUGCGACGGUGGUGCACAUUAGCAACAAGACUGAUGGAGAAGCCAGUCCCUUGAAGGAGGCAGAGAUCAAAGAGGAGGAGGAGGAGGUGGAGAAGAAGCAGCAGAAGAAGGAGAAGCGAGAGACGGGCAAAGCCAUGGUGCCCCACAGCUCUAUGUUCAUCUUCAGCACCACCAACCCGAUUCGCAGGGCCUGCCACUACAUCGUGAACCUGCGCUACUUUGAGAUGUGCAUUCUCCUGGUGAUCGCAGCCAGCAGCAUUGCCCUGGCGGCCGAGGACCCUGUCCUAACCAACUCUGAGCGCAACAAAGUCCUGAGGUAUUUUGACUAUGUUUUCACUGGCGUGUUCACCUUUGAGAUGGUUAUAAAGAUGAUAGACCAGGGCUUGAUCCUACAGGAUGGGUCCUACUUCCGAGACCUGUGGAACAUCCUGGACUUUGUGGUGGUGGUUGGUGCCUUGGUGGCCUUUGCUUUGGCGAACGCUUUGGGAACCAAUAAGGGGCGGGACAUCAAGACCAUCAAGUCUCUGCGGGUGCUCCGAGUCCUGAGGCCGCUGAAGACCAUCAAGCGCUUGCCCAAGCUCAAGGCUGUCUUCGACUGUGUGGUGACCUCCUUGAAAAAUGUCUUCAACAUACUCAUUGUCUACAAGCUCUUCAUGUUCAUCUUUGCUGUCAUCGCAGUUCAGCUUUUCAAGGGCAAGUUCUUUUAUUGCACGGACAGUUCCAAGGACACAGAGAAGGAGUGCAUAGGCAACUACGUAGAUCAUGAGAAAAACAAGAUGGAGGUGAAAGGCCGGGAAUGGAAACGCCAUGAAUUCCACUAUGACAACAUUAUCUGGGCCCUGCUAACCCUCUUCACUGUCUCCACGGGGGAAGGAUGGCCUCAAGUUUUGCAGCAUUCUGUGGACGUGACUGAGGAAGAUCGAGGCCCGAGCCGCAGCAACCGCAUGGAGAUGUCUAUCUUUUACGUGGUCUAUUUUGUGGUCUUCCCUUUCUUCUUUGUCAAUAUCUUUGUGGCUCUCAUCAUCAUCACCUUCCAGGAGCAAGGCGACAAGAUGAUGGAGGAGUGCAGCCUGGAGAAGAACGAGAGGGCGUGUAUCGACUUCGCCAUCAGUGCCAAACCUCUCACCCGCUACAUGCCACAGAACAGGCAUACCUUCCAGUACCGCGUCUGGCACUUCGUGGUGUCCCCGUCCUUUGAGUACACCAUCAUGGCCAUGAUUGCCUUGAACACUGUCGUGCUGAUGAUGAAGUACUACUCUGCUCCCUGUACCUAUGAACUGGCCCUGAAGUACCUGAAUAUCGCCUUCACAAUGGUGUUUUCCCUGGAAUGUGUCCUAAAGAUCAUCGCAUUUGGCUUCUUGAACUAUUUCCGAGACACCUGGAAUAUCUUUGACUUCAUCACCGUGAUCGGCAGCAUCACAGAAAUUAUUCUGACAGACAGCAAGCUGGUGAACACCAGUGGUUUCAAUAUGAGCUUUCUGAAGCUCUUCCGAGCCGCCCGCCUCAUCAAGCUUCUGCGUCAGGGCUACACCAUCCGCAUUUUGCUUUGGACCUUCGUGCAGUCCUUUAAGGCCCUCCCCUACGUCUGCCUGUUGAUUGCCAUGCUUUUCUUCAUCUAUGCCAUCAUUGGGAUGCAGGUCUUUGGAAACAUAAAAUUAGAUGAGGAGAGUCACAUCAACCGGCACAACAACUUCCGGAGUUUCUUUGGGUCCCUCAUGUUACUCUUCAGGAGUGCCACAGGUGAGGCCUGGCAGGAGAUCAUGCUGUCGUGCCUCGGGGAGAAAGGCUGUGAGCCGGACACCACCGCACCCUCAGGGCAGAACGAGAAUGAGCGUUGCGGCACCGAUCUGGCCUACGUUUACUUUGUCUCCUUCAUCUUCUUCUGCUCCUUCUUGAUGCUCAACCUGUUUGUGGCCGUCAUCAUGGACAACUUUGAGUACCUGACUCGGGACUCGUCCAUCCUGGGGCCUCACCACUUGGAUGAGUUUGUCCGUGUCUGGGCAGAAUAUGACAGAGCUGCAUGUGGCCGCAUCCAUUACACUGAGAUGUAUGAAAUGCUGACUCUCAUGUCACCACCGCUAGGCCUCGGCAAGAGAUGUCCCUCCAAAGUGGCAUAUAAGAGGUUGGUCCUGAUGAAUAUGCCAGUGGCUGAGGAUAUGACCGUCCACUUCACCUCCACACUUAUGGCUCUGAUCCGGACAGCUCUGGAUAUCAAAAUUGCCAAAGGCGGUGCAGACAGGCAGCAGCUAGAUGCGGAGCUACAAAAGGAGACCCUGGCCAUCUGGCCUCAUCUGUCCCAAAAGAUGCUAGAUCUGCUGGUGCCCAUGCCCAAAGCCUCUGACCUGACUGUGGGCAAAAUCUACGCAGCAAUGAUGAUCAUGGACUACUAUAAACAGAGUAAGAUGAAGAAGCAGAGGCAGCAGCUGGAGGAACAGAAAAAUGCACCCAUGUUCCAGCGCAUGGAGCCCUCGUCUCUGCCUCAGGAGAUCAUCGCUAAUGCCAAAGCCCUGCCUUAUCUCCAGCAGGACCCCGUCUCUGGCCUGAGUGGCCGUAGUGGAUACCCUUCGAUGAGUCCACUCUCCCCCCAGGAAAUAUUCCAGUUGGCUUGUAUGGACCCAGCUGAUGAUGGACAGUUCCAGGAACAGCAAUCUCUGGAGCCAGAGGUUAGUGAAUUUAAAAGCGUGCAGCCCUCUAACCAUGGCAUCUACCUUCCUUCGGACACCCAGGAGCAUGCGGGAUCUGGGAGGGCAUCCUCUAUGCCACGCCUGACUGUGGAUCCCCAGGUGCUGACAGACUCUAGCUCCAUGAGACGUUCAUUUUCCACGAUUCGGGAUAAGCGUUCAAAUUCCUCGUGGUUGGAGGAAUUCUCCAUGGAGCGAAGCAGUGAAAACACCUACAAGUCACGUCGCCGGAGUUACCACUCCUCCCUGAGGCUGUCAGCCCAUCGCCUGAACUCUGACUCAGGCCACAAGUCUGACACCCACCGCUCAGGGGGCAGAGAGCGGGGACGAUCGAAAGAGCGAAAGCAUCUUCUCUCUCCCGAUGUCUCCCGCUGCAACUCAGAGGAGCGAGGGACCCAGGCCGACUGGGAGUCCCCAGAGCGUCAUCAGUCCAGGUCUCCCAGCGAGGGCAGGUCACAGACCCCCAACAGACAGGGCACGGGUUCCCUGAGUGAAAGCUCCAUCCCCUCCAUCUCUGACACCAGCACCCCAAGACGAAGUCGUCGGCAGCUCCCACCAGUCCCUCCGAAGCCUCGGCCCCUCCUUUCCUACAGCUCCCUGAUGCAACACGCCGGGAGCAUCUCUCCACCCGCUGACGGAAGUGAGGGCGGCUCCCCGCUGACCUCCCAAGCUCUGGAGAUCAACGACACUGUUCUGACCGAGUCUUCCAACUCCCGGCACCCACAGCAGGGCCAACACUCCUCCCCACAGCGCUACAUCUCCGAGCCCUACCUGGCCCAGCACGAAGACUCCCAUGCCUCAGACUGUGGCGAGGAGGAGACGCUCACCUUCGAAGCAGCUGUGGCUACCAGCCUGGGCCGUUCCAACACCAUUGGCUCAGCCCCACCCCUGCGACACAGCUGGCAGAUGCCCAACGGGCACUAUCGGCGGCGGAGGCGUGGGGGGCCUGGGCCAGGCAUGAUGUGUGGAGCUGUCAGCGACCUCCUGAGUGACACGGAAGAAGAUGACAAAUGCUAGAGGCUGAUCACCCCUCCGAUGCAUGCUCUUCUCUCACACGGAGAAAACCAAGACCGAAUUGGGAAGCCAGUGCGGCCGGGGGGGAGGAAGAGGGAGGUGGAAGAUGGAAGGACACCAUGCAUUAUCAGAGAAGGAGGAGGAAAGGACAAAAGGAAAACCAGUCAAACCCACCAAAUUGCUUUAUUUCCCUUUGCAAGAUGGGCACUGCCAUAGUUCUGCCUCUUUGCUGGGGAAAGAAAAUACAUGGAGGGUUAUUCCCAUGGGAGAAGGGACACGAGGAUGGCUUUGCUUCCCCUUGCCCCUUCCCACUUUUCUAAAAGCUGUGGAAGGAUUGAGCUGGCCUGUGUCUACACCCGUUGCCCUGAGAAGCCUGGAAGACUUUCUGGCUCUUAAGUGGGGAGUCGUGGAGACCAUAGGAGAGGAAUCUCCUCCCUCACCAGCUCUUGCUCUUCAGCCAGCACCACUGCCACUAGGGCAACUGCAGCAGCAUCUCAUGCAUUAUCUUGUGGCUUGCUUCCCCCAAAGAAGCACAGGCUAAGUUCAGGAGCAUUGGAUGCCAGGGGUAGGAGGCAGGGCGGGAGGGAGGAAAGAGCUGAAGCGGAAGGGGUCAGGGUGCUGUGGCAGCAGCAGUAAGGGCUGUUCUGGAUGAGCAAAGCCAUAGCCAAGCAGCCCACACUGUAGAGGAGAGGGGCAAAGAGACAGAGCGCUAGUGGUGCUGGUGGGUACAGACCUGUCUCUUUGAAGACUGUCACCCACUCAGUAGGUGCUGAGAGUGUUAGUUAGGAUAGGCCAAGGAGGUCCCCCAGGGUCCACCGGUGCCUGGGCCUCUGGUAAGGGUGAUAUUUUAAAAGCAUUCAACAACCUGUAUGGCCAGGGCACCAGCUGGUGAGAGUGGAGUCUGGCCUUCGUGCUUUAGCCCCAUGCUAUGCCGGGCCGUAGCCUUGCAGAUGCUGGCCAUGGGGGAACACUGAG
This is a messenger RNA of Ceratotherium simum simum (southern white rhinoceros), 6882 nucleotides long. The record is from RefSeq and is a predicted model, not a curated record. Lineage: Eukaryota; Metazoa; Chordata; Mammalia; Perissodactyla; Rhinocerotidae.